UCAUGUCUGCACUUCAAAUUAUUUCCCUCUUCAUUGAGAGGUUAUGCAAGCAGUACACAUAACCUCAAAAAGUUUGUUUACUCCAAGUCACAGUUUAAAUGCCACCGAAAAAGGGCACAGCUUCCAAAGGAGCCAAAGCGGCAAAGUCUGACGAUGCCGACAAAGGUGCUGCCGGCAAAGAGAAAAAGGGGGGCACAGCUGUUAAAGUUCGACACAUACUCUGCGAAAAACAAAGCAAAUGCUUGGAGGCCUUAGAGAAACUAAAAGGUGGUCAGAGAUUCCCCGAAGUCGCGACGGCUUACAGCGAAGACAAGGCGAGGCAAGGUGGCGAUCUAGGUUGGAUGACGAGAGGCUCGAUGGUCGGUCCAUUUCAAGAUGCAGCAUUUGCCUUACCGAUUUCGACUGUGAAUAGUCCUAUUUAUACAGAUCCUCCAAUUAAAACGAAAUUUGGUUAUCAUAUUAUAAUGGUCGAGGGCAAGAAGUGAUGUUUCACUGGUUCGGUUAUAUAAUUGUAAUUGUUUCUUAUUUGUUGUAAAUAAAACAGAUGUAAGGUUGAA
This is a messenger RNA of Photinus pyralis (common eastern firefly), 557 nucleotides long. Its product is annotated as peptidyl-prolyl cis-trans isomerase NIMA-interacting 4. Gene Ontology annotation, biological process: rRNA processing. The record is from RefSeq and is a predicted model, not a curated record. The coding region runs from base 99 to 485 and encodes 128 amino acids. NCBI's taxonomy places the organism in Eukaryota, Metazoa, Arthropoda, Insecta, Coleoptera, Lampyridae. Gene Ontology annotation, molecular function: DNA binding; peptidyl-prolyl cis-trans isomerase activity. The transcript has 2 exons.